GGAAAAACCAUUUCUACCCUAUUUUAAUUUAAUAAUUGAUACGAAUUCCACUAAGAUAAAAUUCCGGAUCUGUGGUAACAGAUACUGGUACUGGUGGCUAUUUGUAUAAGUGUACUACCAGUAUAAUAAUGAAAGUGUUGUUGAAAGUAAAGGGAAAUGGGCAUGACAUUUCUUACUUUCUAUUCGCAGGCACACUUGGAAACAGUUUAUUUUCAGAUCCACAGCUGAUUAGUUGACGAAUGUAAGUGUACGAACACAAGUACAAGCUUUAGCAUUUGUUUUAUUAGCGAUUUGCAUUUAAGAAUUCGGAUAGAUCCAUGUGGUAAGCUGAAACUUGUUUGCUGAGCCACAUUUCUAUACAAGUGUCUGUACUCGUUUCAAUAUAUGUAAGUAUAUAAGCGACUUACAGUCAAGCUUCUCAAGCUUAGAAAAUAUUAAAUUAUUAUAACAUGUCUUCAAGUAAGUAAUUUCAUUACUUUAAAUAAUCCCGAAACUAAGACUAUUUACUCAUUUACCGACUAAUCUAAUCAGAGGAAUUUAAUAAAAUCAAUAUUUUCAUUUUUUGUGAUUAAUGGUUCUUCUUGGUUAACUCUUUUUAAACCAAGGUCCACUCUAAAGCCUACAUGUUGCGGAGCUGUAUGUGUAGAUUUACAGUCGCGAUCGUACGUAUUUCAAUUAUUUUGAGUGUGAGCAGCCCAGACGAGGGUUUACAACUUAAUGAGAAUUUGAUCAAGAGAACGUUAAAACACAAUCAGCUGCAGUCGAACAGGGCACUUUCAAUUGAAUCGUCGGCGAUAGAGGUUCGGAUUUCGUUAACCCAAAAAUAGUCAGUUAUUUAGUGGCCAAUUUAGACCUGACAAACGGACACUUUCGGUAAGAGAUAUGGCUGCCCCAGUGGAUCAGACAGUGGCUGUUAAUCAGAUUCGCGAUGGCCUCAUGGACGACUGGAAUAUCCUGGAAAACGUCUUCAAACUGCUCCAGAAAGAGGAUACCUUCUGUGUAAACCCCGAGAGUUGGGGCAAGCAAAAGAUAGUUCCGUUUUUGCAGCCAGACAAACUGAAGGAACUGAUUAAUCUGAAAAUCCGGGAGACGGAGAAGUGCACACUCGUUGAAAUCGAGGAGCUGUGUCAGCAGGUGAUCCAUUACUCCGUGAAAACAUCGCACGGGCGCUUCCAUAAUCAGCUCUUCGGGCAACUCGACCCUUUUGGAUUGGCAGGGGCUCUGAUCACAGAGGCCAUGAACGGCAGCACUUACACCUACGAAGUUGCACCUGUCUUCAGUUUGAUUGAAACUGAAAUAAUUUCAACCAUAUGCAAACUAGCAGGAUACAAGGAUGGCGAUGGAAUUUUUGCUCCUGGCGGUUCCACCUCCAAUAUGUACGGAUUGGUUUUGGCCCGCUAUAAGUUCGCACCCGAGGUGAAGACCUCCGGAAUGUUUGGGAUGAGACCCCUGGUACUGUUCACUUCUGAUGAAUCGCACUAUAGCUUCGUGAAAGCGGCCAACUGGUUAGGAUUGGGCAGCGAUAAUUGUGUGUCGGUAAAAACAAAUGACAGAGGUCAGAUGCUUCUGGAUGACCUUGAGGCGAAGAUCACAGAAGCAAAGGCUCGGGGUGGGCAACCGUUCUUUGUCAAUUGCACCGCAGGUACAACUGUAUUAGGUGCUUUCGAUGACAUAAAUGCAGCAGCGGAUGUGGCAGAGCGACAUGGUCUGUGGCUGCAUGUGGACGCUUGUUUGGGAGGGGCAUCACUGUUGUCCUCCAAAAAUAGACCUCUUUUAUCUGGCUUGGAGCGGGCCAACUCCUUUGCCUGGAAUCCACAUAAAACCCUUGGGGCUCCUCUGCAGUGCUCGCUUUUCAUAACCCGGGAAUCGGGACGCCUUUUGGAAAGAUGCAACAGCACCGAAGCACACUAUUUGUUUCAACAGGAUAAGUUUUACGAUGUCUCCUACGACACGGGCAACAAAAGUGUCCAGUGCGGCCGAAAGAUCGACGCGUUUAAGUUUUGGUUGAUGUUGAAGGCCCGUGGGUAUGGAAAGUACGGACUCCUGGUCGACCAUGCCAUCGAUAUGUCUAGAUUGUUAGAGGAUAAGCUACGACAGCGGGGAGAUCGCUUCAGGUUGGUGCUCCAGAAGCACCAGUACUCCAAUGUCUGUUUUUGGUACAUACCAAAGUCAAUGAGGGUUUCCAGCAAGGAUGAAACGGCAGAAUGGUGGGAUCGUCUUUAUACUGUGGCUCCCAAGAUUAAGGAGCAGAUGGCCUACAGUGGCACUUUGAUGGUUGGUUACUCUCCCCUCAAAGCCCUAAAUCUAGGAAACUUCUUCCGAAUGGUCCUAACUUGUUUUCCCAUCCUGGAAAGCAAAGAGUUGGACUUUAUCUUAGAUGAAAUUGAGAGGUUGGGAGAGAAAAUUGUCGUGUAAUAUAAAAUAUUAGUUUAAAAGAUGUAAAUGUACUAUAACUUAGCUAAUAAAAGCAAAACAUUUUUAUUAAAA
Drosophila eugracilis is the source of this 2487-nucleotide messenger RNA. Its product is annotated as cysteine sulfinic acid decarboxylase. Lineage: Eukaryota; Metazoa; Arthropoda; Insecta; Diptera; Drosophilidae. Gene Ontology annotation, biological process: carboxylic acid metabolic process. Gene Ontology annotation, molecular function: pyridoxal phosphate binding; carboxy-lyase activity. Gene Ontology annotation, cellular component: cytoplasm. The transcript has 4 exons. The coding region runs from base 883 to 2415 and encodes 510 amino acids. The record is from RefSeq and is a predicted model, not a curated record.